AGAGGAAACGACGGAACAGCAGACACAUGUAGCAUUCGGGCAUCAGUAUAAUGAAGCCGUCCAUGAAAAUGGGAGUGAUCGCCUUGAUAGGGAUCUUCGUAGUCUUUUAUCAAUAUCUCCUGUCCACCGGCAUUACUUUCGAUCAAGUAACGGUCUUCAAUGCCGAUACUUCCGCGAACGCUGCCGAGGAUUUGCCGGUCGGUGAGGAGGAUGAUAGCGAAACCCCAAGGCUCGCCGAGGAAAUGAUUCGAUACGCCGUGUACCAAGUACAAAUCACGAACGGCCUGAGUCCGGAAAUAAGCUCGAUGCUCGUGCAAGAACUUAUCAAUCAGUUAAGCGAAAACGUCUCGGUGGCCUCCAGAAAUCAUUUCAAGUCUCCGCCGCAAUCGCAACCCUCGGCGAUGGUGAUACACAGGGCGGUAAUGCCUCGUCCGUCGGUCCCUUCCGAGGAAUCGUCCGAAGAACCCCUAUUCAUCAUCACACCUACAUAUCGAAGACCCGAACAGAUCCCCGAACUCACGAGGAUGGCCCAUACCUUGAUGCUGGUCAAAAAUAUACAUUGGCUUGUCAUCGAAGACGCUACCGUCGCUACCAAGCAAGUUACCACAUUAUUGAAAAGGACGGGCUUGAAGUUCGAUCAUUUAAUCGCUCCGAUGCCGGAGAAGUACAAGCUUAAAAAAGGCGCCAAGCCGCGAGGGGUGUCGAACAGAAAUCGUGGUUUACAGUGGAUCAGGGCGAACGCCACAGAAGGUGUGUUCUACUUCGCCGACGACGACAAUACUUAUGAUAUUGAACUUUUCGACGAGAUUCGCAAGACAAAAACAGUGUCGAUGUUUCCGGUGGGACUGUGCACCAAGUUCGGACUGAGCUCGCCGAUCUUGAAGAACGGAAAAUUCGCAGGGUUCUAUGACGGUUGGGUAGCUGGACGGAAGUUCCCGGUGGACAUGGCCGGAUUCGCCGUGAACGUCAAGUUCCUGCAUCAGCGGCCGAACGCCACCAUGCCGUUCCGCGCGGGAUACGAGGAGGACGGGUUCCUGAAGAGCCUGGCACCGUUCGAGCCACGGGACGCCCAACUGCUGGCGGAUAAUUGCACCAAGGUGCUAGCCUGGCACACGCAGACGAAGAAGAACGAGCCGAGCGCGCCGUUGGACAUGAAGCUUUACGGCGCGACGAAUCUGGUGAAGCUCAAGCAGCAGAUAGUAUGAUGUCGGCCGGGACAACGAAGAUGCGUGAACUCGAACCUGAAUCUUGUGUGUAAUCCCGCCCCUCCUUCGCACUAGUUCAUCGGUGUCACUCCAGGGGAAUUCCUAGGUGCGGAAAACUGUGCGAUUCAGUGCCUAAAAGUAUAUCUACCCUCUCUCUCACGGUGAGAGAAGUCGGGAAAGUCGUUAUUACCUUUAAGCAUAGCCGGUAAAACGAAUCGUUUUUUUAUCAGCUUUUACACAUCCGCAACAAGUAGCUCGCCCCGAAGACGUCUCUUGCUCCGAGAAAGAAUACCGCGGUGGAGAAAAAGAAUAAAAUAGGAUCCUCGGGGGCAACGCUACGACUCGAUACAGUGCAGAUAGAAAUUUACGCGUAGAGUCCGAAAGCUAUCCAUUGCUGUUACUUUUCUGGCAUUCCCACUUUUGUGAAGCGACGCAUGGGAAGAUCAGUUUUGCUAAAUCUAAAAGUUUAGUUAGAUACUGAAGAUAAUUUUGUUCGAAUCUGCACCAAAGAAAUUAUGUAGAACAUUUAAACUGGUGACUACAAUGUUAAAACGUUUGACAGCAAUGUCUUCAAGGUUUUACAGGAUUAUUUUGAUAGUCCGACAAAUCAAAAUUUUUUUGCUUCAGUAAUAUUGUUCUUUCCGUCGAUAAAUGCGAAAAGGAAGAUGAAUUCCUUCAUUAAUAACAUUAAUUGAUACGUGAGACGGUGAUGUUCGUUAAGUGAAAAUCGAAGCGACGUUUCGAAGUAUCCUUACGCGUAUAAAUGUUGAAGUCGCGCACUGUACAGAUGAACGACCAAAGAAAGCAAAUGAGUCACUCGCUGUAACGUUAAACUCUUACACUUACUUUACUCUACCUGAGGGAUACGUCCCAAAUUCUAUAAAUAGAUACUCUAUUCUAUUCCAUAGCGCGAAGUUUCAUUCUUGAACUUGCUCUAGUAUGACACGAGGUCACAAAAGAUUCGAUCGAAGAGUGAAAAUAUCUGGGCGAUUUUACGCCCUCCCUUUAAUUCACGCUGAUCGAUCUUCUAAUGAUGAACUUGACAUUGCUCGUUAAUCUAAUUACCAAGUAUAAUGUUUAACGAUCGUCACUUAAUCUUAUCUUGCCUCUUAAUGCGAUUAGCUUAGGCGAUUGCGAGAUAAAGAAUUAGAACAAGUCCUUUAAUAAGAAUUCCUCUCGUAGCUUCGAAAGAUUUCGAAUGAGAGGAUAAAUAAGUUUAAAAGUCGAAGCACGAAAAUCGAAGUUUAGCUUUGUCAACAAUAGAGAAAUUAUUAUUUACACGAGGAUUUCUGAUUCAAAUAUGAAAUUUUCUUCGACAGGUAUUUUCGAUCGGAGAAUACCAAGUUGAAAUGCACGAGAUAUCUUUGAUUUAUUUAGCCUUCAACAUAAAUCAGCAUAAAUCAACAUUUAAAAAAUGCCCAACAUGCAGUAUGCGCAUAAUUAUCAUAACUUAGAUCGAAUAAAUUUUUCAGGUUUUUCGAAGAAUUUGAAAAAUUGAUUUCACGACUGAAUAUCGUGGAAUGCCUAUAUCGUACGAGUAGCAUUUGCCGAAACAAGCAUCCUUUCCUGUAUUUGACUGAAUAGAGAUACUUUUAAUUCUCGAGUUGCGCUCGUCGCUGCUCUUUCAUUUCCUUUAGCAUAAGCCAUUUAUUUCGCGUCGCGUAACGUCGAUUUACGAAAUCAUAAGCAAAAUAGCGAAUUAUAAUCAAAUAGAGCGUUUCCGUUACCAAUGUACUUGCGUGCGUAUGCGUAGAAAAUAUGUACUUCCUAGAAAGGUAUAAUAUUUAAUGCUACGUUUGAUUCCUCUUGCACGGGUUCGCGCGAGUUAAAUAGUACUAAAAAAAGCUAGAAAAUAAAAAAAGGUGUGCACUGAGUGCGAAAUCCAAAGAAUCUGUUUCGAUUACUUGCCGAUGAAAUCGUCAGAAUAUCGAAUCAGAAUUGUACAGUAGAACCUUGAUAAUUCCGAACAUCUCCACUUACUCUAACAUAUCGUUGUAAAAAUUCGACCAAUAUUGGAUCAAAUAUUAUC
Trachymyrmex septentrionalis is the source of this 3234-nucleotide messenger RNA. RefSeq names its product galactosylgalactosylxylosylprotein 3-beta-glucuronosyltransferase P-like (gene GlcAT-P). The record is from RefSeq and is a predicted model, not a curated record. Gene Ontology annotation, molecular function: galactosylgalactosylxylosylprotein 3-beta-glucuronosyltransferase activity. The transcript is spliced from 5 exons. Bases 51 to 1205 code for a protein of 384 amino acids. Gene Ontology annotation, cellular component: Golgi membrane. Lineage: Eukaryota; Metazoa; Arthropoda; Insecta; Hymenoptera; Formicidae. Gene Ontology annotation, biological process: carbohydrate metabolic process; chondroitin sulfate proteoglycan biosynthetic process.